CAUUAAUAAAACUUCUCAUCAAGUUUCAAACAAUAUAAAAUAAAACUUCUCAUCAACUUAGUCCUAUACCUUUUUCCUCAUCUCAUCAUCGUCUUUUCUUUCGGGCUCUCCUUUGUUAGUUAUAAUACUUGGGUUUGGAGCAAAGUUCUGUGAACGUUUGUCCUUUUUGUUGUUGUUGAAUAGAAUUUUAAGUAAGGUUGUAUAGUUGCAGAAGCUUGCAGCUAUACAUCAAUGGCUGAAACUUCUAAUAAAGCACGUUCCUUGGAGGAGACACCGACAUGGGCAGUUGCCGUGGUGUGUUUUGUGUUAGUUGUUAUUUCGAUCAUCAUUGAACAUGCCAUUCACAUGCUAGGGAAGUGGUUAAAGAAGAAGCACAAGCCAGCUCUUUAUGAAGCACUUGAGAAGGUUAAAGCAGAGCUUAUGCUCAUGGGAUUUAUAUCCUUGCUCCUGACAGUAGGGCAAAGUACCAUAUCCGGAUUUUGUAUACCAGAAAGCAUAGCAAACACUUGGCAUCCCUGUAAGGCUGGGACUAAAAAGGAUUCUGAAAGCACUGGCAGAAAACUUCUUGAAUUUUCAGAUGUCAGUACUGUUGCUCGGCGCAGUCUUGCAGCAAAAGAAGACAAGUGUCCAGAGGGAAAAGUUGCAUUUGUAUCGAGCUAUGGUGUUCACCAGCUCCAUAUAUUCAUCUUUAUGUUAGCAGUUUUCCACAUCCUCUACUGCAUAACAACCUAUGCUUUGGGAAGAACCAAGAUGAAGCGAUGGAAGGCCUGGGAGAAAGAGACAAGGACAGUUGAAUAUCAAUACUACAAUGACCCAGAGAGGUUCAGGUUUGCGAGGGACACCUCAUUUGGGCGCAGACAUAUGAACUUUUGGAGCCGCUCAACCUUAUCCCUUUGGAUUGUGUGCGUCUUUAGACAAUUCUUUGGGUCAGUUACAAAGGUUGAUUACCUGACACUGAGGCAUGGGUUUAUCAUGGCACAUCUGGCACCUGGAAAUGAAACAAAAUUUGAUUUUCAGAAAUACAUCAAGAGAUCAUUAGAAGAAGAUUUCAAAGUGGUAGUUGGGAUCAGUCCAAUCAUAUGGUUCAUUGCUGUCUUGCUCCUGCUUGCCUAUACACAUGGAUGGUACUCUUAUUUGUGGCUACCCUUUCUCCCCUUAGUUAUAAUUCUAAUGGUUGGAACCAAGCUACAAGUGAUCAUAACUAAAAUGGGACUGAGGAUUCAAGAUAGAGGUGAUGUAGUCAAGGGUGCACCUGUGGUUCAACCAGGCGAUGACCUCUUCUGGUUUGGACGCCCACGCUUCCUUCUUUUCCUCAUCCACUUAGUCCUCUUUACGAAUGCAUUUCAACUAGCCUUCUUUGUGUGGAGCACGUAUGAAUUUUCCAUAAAUUCUUGCUACCAUGAGCACCUGGAAGAUAUCAUCAUUAGAGUAUCAAUGGGGGUCGUUAUACACUUUCUUUGCAGUUAUGUGACUCUCCCACUCUAUGCUUUGGUGACUCAGAUGGGAACUAACAUGAGACCAACAAUCUUUAACGAGAGAGUAGCAACUGCACUCAAAAACUGGCACCACACAGCAAAGAAACACACUAAACACAGCAGGCAUUCUGAGAACACAACACCAUUUUCAAGCAGGCCAGCAACCCCAACACAUGGGAUGUCUCCUGUUCAUCUUCUGCAUAACUAUCCCCGAAGUGUCGAAAGCUACCACACAUCUCCAAGGAAUUCCAACUUCGAGAACGACCAGUGGGAUCCCGACUCUCCUCGCCGCCAUGCAAUCAAUGAUUCUGUGCAUGAUAGACAGCUAGAAAUGAGGGAAGUAGACAGGACAGUUCAAGAGUACUCUGGCUCCCCUUCACAUAUGCCUCACCCACCCCAGACACUUCGGACACAACAUGAAAUUGACAUCGGUUCAUCAGAUUUCUCAUUUGCCAAAAAAUGAUCGAACUCAUUCCAGAUUCAGGUCGGACUAAAAGGGACAAUGCUGCUAACAUUUGUCGUGUACAUUUCUUGGCACAUGCCAGACACUGACGCCAGCCUGCAUGGAGACCAAAGGGCAAUGGAGAUUGGACACAUGGAAACCAAAGGCACAGAGAGAGAGAGAGAGAGGGAGAUUGGACUACUUUUUCUUUGUUGAUACAUACUAAGUUUUUUUUAUUCUUUACAGCAUCUUCUACUUUCUGUACUUUACAGUUUUGAAUAACACUUUUAUCCAGCUUUACAUUUUUUUAUUUUC
This is a messenger RNA of Theobroma umbraticum, 2232 nucleotides long. RefSeq names its product MLO-like protein 6. Gene Ontology annotation, biological process: defense response. Lineage: Eukaryota; Viridiplantae; Streptophyta; Magnoliopsida; Malvales; Malvaceae. The record is from RefSeq and is a predicted model, not a curated record. Gene Ontology annotation, cellular component: membrane.